AUGCUUGCACGACGUCGAAUAUUGCAAUUAUUAUUAUUGAAUUCUCAAAAAUUAUGUGAAUGUCGAGUUAUAUGUGCCCCUUUAUCGACGAGAGCACUGAAAGUAGUUGUAAAUGGUGAGUUUUGA
This is a messenger RNA of Haemonchus placei, 126 nucleotides long. Lineage: Eukaryota; Metazoa; Nematoda; Chromadorea; Rhabditida; Trichostrongylidae. The record is from the annotation of a GenBank genome assembly.